Molecule: messenger RNA, 2138 nt
Organism: Brassica napus (rape)
Lineage: Eukaryota; Viridiplantae; Streptophyta; Magnoliopsida; Brassicales; Brassicaceae
Product: probable pectinesterase/pectinesterase inhibitor 34
Exons: 3
Coding region: 162-1976 (604 amino acids)
Biological process (GO): cell wall modification
Molecular function (GO): pectinesterase inhibitor activity; pectinesterase activity
Source: RefSeq, a predicted model, not a curated record
GAAGUCAAGAACACAAUAGAAACCAAAUUUAUUCUUAUUCUUAACUAACGACUCAGUGACGCGUGUCCCUCAUAUAAUCACCACCACUCUCGUUACACUCAUAUAUAUACACUAAACAUCAUUCAGAAUGUAAAAUCACAAGAAAGAAAAUAUAAAACAAAAUGGGCUACGAAAGACUCGGACCAUCCAAACCAAGUGGUUCGGUCACAGCCACCACAGCUCCGGCUCCGAACGUGAACCAAGUCUCCACGUCAACACAACCGGAAAAUACUAACCGGAGAAGAAAGAAGCUUCUAGUGUCGUCAAUCAUCGUAGCUUUCGCCCUUAUCCUCGCCGCCGCGAUUUUCGCCGGAGUCCGAUCAAAUGUCAACUCUUCCCAACACGUCCCAGGGCUAGCUCGGAAACCAAGCCAAGCAAUCUCAAAAGCCUGCGAGCCGACUCGUUUCCCCGAGCUAUGCGUCGACUCACUCAUGGACUUCCCUGGCUCACUCGCCGCCUCCUCCGCCAAAGAUCUGAUCCACGUGACGGUGAACAUGACGCUACACCACUUCAGCCACGCACUCUACUCAUCUUCCUCCUUCUCCUUCCUCGACAUGCCACCGCGUGUCCGCUCCGCCUACGACUCAUGCCUCGAGCUGUUAGACGAUUCCGUUGACGCGCUCUCACGCGCUCUCUCCUCCGUCGUUUCAGUCUCAACCGGCGAGACGAAGCCUCAAGACGUGAUGACGUGGCUGAGCUCGGCUCUUACGAACCACGAGACGUGCGUGGAAGGGUUCGAUGGUGUCGGCGACGGUGGAGUGAAGGAUCAGAUGACAGAUGCGUUAAAGAAUCUCUCGGAGCUUGUUAGCAACUGCUUAGCUAUAUUCGCAGCGAACGGUGACGGCGACGGGAAUGACUUUACCGGAGUGCCGAUACAGAACAGGAGGAGGAGGCUCUUGGACGUAGGAGACAAUAACGUGAAGUUCCCGAGAUGGACCAAGAGAAGAGAGCGUGAGAUCUUGGAAAUGCCGGUGUCUCAGAUACAAGCUGAUAUCAUCGUCUCGAAAGACGGCAACGGCACGUGCAAAACUAUAUCGGAAGCUAUCAAGAAAGCUCCUCAGUACAGUAGUCGCCGGAUUAUUAUUUACGUCAAAGCCGGAAGGUACGAAGAGAACAACCUUAAGGUCGGUAGGAAAAAAAUUAAUUUGAUGUUCGUUGGAGAUGGGAAAGGUAAAACUGUCAUUUCUGGAGGGAAGAGUAUAUUUGACAAUGUCACCACUUUCCACACCGCUUCGUUUGCUGCGACCGGAGCCGGUUUUAUUGCAAGAGACAUAACAUUCGAAAACUGGGCCGGUCCGGCAAAGCACCAGGCAGUUGCUCUCCGCAUUGGGGCUGACCAUGCGGUUAUAUAUCGAUGCAAUAUAAUUGGUUACCAAGACACACUAUACGUCCAUUCAAACCGCCAAUUCUUCCGUGAAUGUGAUAUUUACGGUACAGUCGAUUUCAUUUUCGGUAAUGCAGCCGUAGUACUACAAAACUGUAGCAUCUACGCACGCAAACCCAUGGACCUUCAGAAAAACACAAUCACGGCUCAAAACCGGAAAGAUCCGAACCAAAACACCGGAAUAUCGAUACAUGCGUCUAGGGUUUUGGCCACCCCUGAUCUCCAAGCGACCAAUGGUACCAUCCAGACGUAUCUAGGCCGACCGUGGAAGCUAUUCUCUAGGACGGUUUACAUGUUAACGUAUAUCGGCAGUCAUGUACACACGAGAGGUUGGCUGGAGUGGAAUACAACAUUUGCUUUAGAUACUCUAUACUACGGUGAAUAUUUGAACUCGGGUCCCGGGUCGAACCUUUCGCAACGUGUGAAUUGGCCAGGGUAUCGUGUCAUCAAUUCGACGGCUGAGGCAAACCGGUUUACGGUGACGGAGUUUAUAUAUGGUUCAUCGUGGUUACCUUCAACUGGGGUUUCGUUCUUGGCCGGAUUAAACAUUUAGGUAAAGGAAAAUAAAAUGAUUUUCUUUCCGAUGCAUUGUUUCAUUCUUGCGUCCAUAUAUUAAUGGACAUAUAUGAUUAAUCCUUUCCUAUACAAUUUAACUUUUUAAUUGUAUGAUUUCGGGAUAUAUAUAUUAUUCAAUAAGAUCGUGACUCGAGGAUAA